CGCCGCGCCAGCGCCCGCCUCCCCAGCGCGGCUCCGGGGCUGCGGUCCCGCCUUGCAGGGCAGCCCUCCACGCAGGCUCGGGGAUCGUCCGCAGGCGUCCACGCCUCCGUCUCGCAGCCCCGGGCCGGCUCGAGCGUCCUCGUCCCGGAAGCUCCGCCGUCUCGUCUCGCGAGGCUCCGCCGCCCGCCCAGGCCCUCGGCCGUCCCACCGCGGCGUCCGCCCCUGGCGCAACGCGGAGGCCCGGUGGCGCGACGGCCGGAGCCGCGGCCCUGCGCUCCCGCUUGGCCUCCGCCCGCGCCGCCCGUCCGCCGGCCUGCGCUGUCGCGGGGAGCGAGAUGUUCACUCUGCCUCAGAAGGAAUCCAAGGCACCUACCACCUGUCCAGGCCCAGCCUCCACACAGGACCUGGACAGUAACCAUGGGGAUGGUCUGGAAAGAGAAUGCUCUAGAAAACCAGACUGGAAGCUGCCAGAGUUCUGUGGAGUGGGUGAUCCUACCGCCACAGCGUCCUCUGAUAGCUCCCACCUGUCCUCUAGAGGAAGCAUCAUUAAAUGGUUCUGGGACUCAGCUGAGGAGGGCUACCGGACCUACCACAUGGACGAGUAUGAUGAGGAUAAGAACCCCAGUGGCAUCAUUAACAUGGGCACCAGUGAGAACAAACUCUGCUUUGACCUGCUGUCCAGGCGGCUGAGUCAGAGCGACAUGCUGCGGGUGGAGCCAUCUCUGCUGCAGUACCCUGACUGGAGGGGACAUCUGUUCCUCCGGGAGGAAGUAGCCAGAUUCCUCUCUUUCUACUGCAAGAGCCCUGCACCCCUGAAACCAGAGAAUGUGGUGGUUCUGAACGGCUGUGCCUCUCUCUUCUCUGCUCUGGCCACAGUGCUGUGUGAGGUGGGGGAGGCGUUCCUGAUCCCUGCCCCUUACUAUGGAGCCAUCACACAGCACGUCUAUCUCUAUGGCGGCGUCCGACUGGUCUGUGUCUAUCUGGACAGUGAGGUCACUGGGCUGGACACACGCCCCUUCCAGCUCACAGUGGAGAAGCUGGAGAUGGCCCUGCAAAGAGCUAAUUUUGAGGGUGUGAAGGUCAAAGGCCUCAUCCUCAUCAACCCCCAGAACCCUCUGGGUGACAUCUACUCCCCAGGAGAGCUACGGGACUACUUGGAAUUUGCCAAGAGGCACAAGCUGCACGUGAUGGUGGAUGAGGUCUACAUGCUGUCCGUGUUUGAGAAGUCGGCGGGGUACCACAGCGUCCUAAGCCUGGAAGGACCUGCUGACCCUGUGAAGUCCUUUCCAUUGGUUCUCUCGGCUAGUCCUCAUGAGGCCAGGUUGCCUGACCCCCAGAGGACCCAUGUAAUGUGGGCGACCAGCAAGGACUUCGGGAUGUCUGGGCUCCGCUUCGGCACGCUGUACACAGAGAACCGGGACGUGGCCACUGCGGUGGCUUCCCUCUGCCGCUAUCACGGCCUCAGUGGCUUGGUCCAGUACCAGAUGGCACAGCUGCUCGGGGACCGUGACUGGAUCAACCAGGUGUACCUACCUGAGAACCAUGCCCGGCUCAAGGCUGCCCACACCUAUGUCGCAGGAGAGCUCCGGGCCCUGGGGAUCCCCUUCCUCGGCCGUGGGGCAGGCUUCUUCAUCUGGGUUGACCUGAGGAAGUACCUGCCCGAGGCCACCUUUAAGGAGGAAAUGCUGCUUUGGCGCCGCUUUUUGGACAACAAGGUACUGCUGUCCUGUGGCAAAGCCUUCCAGUGUAAAGAGCCUGGCUGGUUCCGCUUGGUCUUCUCGGACAAGGCCCACCGGCUUUGCCUGGGUAAGCGAUCCCACCUCCUCACACACCCUUCGGUCUGCCUUCCCUCCUCCGGUCCCCGCUGUGGCUCCAGCAGCCUCAGCUCGUGCAUCCUGCCGCCCAGCUAUCGGUGCCAAUGCGGCUGUCCCUUCUUCCCAGGGAUGCAGAGGGUCCGGCAGGUGCUGGAGGGCAAAUCCCAGGUGCCAGAUGACCCCGCUUCCUGUCAGAGCCAGGAGUCAGGGAACCAGCACAGUGGUGGUGAGACUCCUCCAGCGGUGCUUUGACUCGGCCCCACCCCCUCUGUUAAACAAGACUGGAAGAAACUAGAAGCGUCGGUUGUAAUUUGCUGAAUGGAGGAGUCGCGACUGCUGCUAACCACAACCCUUAGGACCCACCCCUCCCAGGAUGUGAGAACGAAACGACACGUGCCUUCUUUCUUCCUUCUUCUUUGUUGCCAGGGAAACAAGUUAGAGGAGCAACACAUAUGAGAGAGAAUAUGCCCCCGAAAUAAACAAGAGUGAUAAUCCCCGAA
Lynx canadensis (Canada lynx) is the source of this 2314-nucleotide messenger RNA. RefSeq names its product 1-aminocyclopropane-1-carboxylate synthase homolog (inactive) (gene ACCS). The coding region runs from base 336 to 2066 and encodes 576 amino acids. Gene Ontology annotation, molecular function: pyridoxal phosphate binding; transaminase activity. The transcript is spliced from 16 exons. Lineage: Eukaryota; Metazoa; Chordata; Mammalia; Carnivora; Felidae. Gene Ontology annotation, biological process: amino acid metabolic process; biosynthetic process. The record is from RefSeq and is a predicted model, not a curated record.